This is a messenger RNA of Nicotiana tabacum (common tobacco), 647 nucleotides long. Its product is annotated as cytochrome c oxidase assembly protein COX19. The record is from RefSeq and is a predicted model, not a curated record. NCBI's taxonomy places the organism in Eukaryota, Viridiplantae, Streptophyta, Magnoliopsida, Solanales, Solanaceae.
AUGCCGGAGCAUGGUCGGAGGAACCAUGAAAUCAAAGGUCUAAGAAGAUCGGAGAGGGAAUCGUCGAGGUCAGGCCUCGAAGCUUCGAACAACCCUGGCUUACUGGUGAAGAUAGCUAUCCAAAAAAAAGGGCGUAUAACUUCUAACCCAACUCCUUUCAGUCCAGCCCAUCUGUAUCUUUCAAGGGUUGGGCUUUUCAACCGAAGUUCAGUCGGUAAAUCUUCUUUGUUCGGUCCAUUAUCGACUACCGGCGAAACGAAGCUUGUGAACUGCAAAAGGAAGGUUACGAUAAUCAACGUCUCCGGGAUGAGUGCAGGGGGAGCAUUUGGUGGAAAUAGAGGACUGAGACCAGUGCCGCCUGAAAAAGGAGUUUUUCCAUUGGACCAUAUGCAUUUAUGUGACCUGGAGAAGAAAGAGUACCUCAAUUGUCUUAAAUCCUCUGGGCAUAAAUCUGACAACUGUCGACACCUCUCUAAGAAGUACCUGGAGUGCCGUAUGGAGAAGUCACAUCUUUCUAUCAAGUGUUACCUAUUUGAUAGCAUCAAGAACAAGGAUAUAGUUAAGGACAAUGAUAGAGAUGAUAGAGUUUUGGAAGCUCUAAGGCCAUUUACAAGAUCUCAAGCUAAAGAGUUGCAAGCUAAGGUUGC